CACUGCAAAUUUAAGUGGUGCUGCCAAGUGGAGUGCAAGACUUGCGUCAGAUCGACGGACAUACACACAUGUAAAUAGGUUCUCUUUGGCUGGAUUGAUACUUAUCGGCAAAGACCGUUGUUCCCGGCAAGGAUAUAGACCCAAGAGAAAGAACUCCAAUAACAAGAAAUAUGUCAAAAAGCAAUAUAAAUAAACAGUCUGACUCGAUUUCGAACAAUGGUGAUGCCCGAAGAAACAAUGUAAAUAAGGGUACUUACUAUAAAUAUAGGACCAAAUUAUACGGUAGUGAUGAAAUAACUUCAGAAAACAGAUUAUUUACGUCAAAUAAUAAUUCACAAUAUAGAAACAAGAGACCGGAAUCUGUAUUUCCCAAUUUCAAAAGCAGUGAAAGAAGUUACUCUGCCAGUUACACAUCUAGAUCAGCAGCUAGUGAUGGCAACAAUAGUCGUGAACGUAAUCUAACUAAAUCUAAAUUGAAUUCUGUGUUAAAAAGACCCGAAUCUAUAGAUUUAAAAUUAAAUUUAAGCACUAAUAGGAUGUAUCCGUAUGGUAAUCAAAACACUGAUUAUAAAAAAGGCUAUAGCACAGUUAAAUCUAAAGUUGACUCGGGAUUAAAACGGCCAGAAUCACUAGACCUCAAACUAGAUCUAAAUCCUCUGUUUAGUGACAGAUCGUCAUGCAGCUGGUACAGUACCUCCGACAAUAGCCAAUCAAGUAAAUGCGAUAAAAAAGUAUACAAAUUAAAUUUAGGACAAAGAGAUGACAGAACUUACACUUCUAUAUAUAGUGCAAGAACCACCUACAGCGAGUUGCCAGAAAAUCAAAUAUCUAAAACAGUGUGUGACAGUGGAGAUAACUUCUACUCAAAACAGAAAAGCAAAUCUCAUACUGCAAGAAAUACACCGAUGCCGAGACCAACAUUAUUAAGUGCGAAAAGAGAAGAACAACAAGCAAAAAAGAAACUUGAGGCCCUUGCUUCUUCCAAAAAUACUAAACCUCCUCCAGGAAGAUUGAGAAAUUCAAAAACAGAAAGAUCUCUCCUUGCCUCAAAUGCUGAAACUCAAAAACUUAAUGUGCCUAAAACUACAAGAACGCCUAGAAAUACUCCGGUUGACACAAACAAGAAAUUAAUUAAAAAAGAAUCUAGGACAAAAAGUGAAUCUACGGCUAAAAAUGAACCCACAACCACGAAUUUCCAUUUGGUUAAAAACGCAUCAACAUCAAAAAUUCCUGUUAGAUCAACGGCAAGUCGUACAAAGAGGAAUUCUGUUGAAAAAUCCUGCGAGAUGAAAGAAGUAAUUCAACCUGAAGGGGACACGGGCCACAAGCCACUACAAACUAUGCUAAACAGACUACAUGCAUUGAAUAAUAAAUCAAAAGCAGACGCACAAGCCAGACAAAAAAUGGUCAAAAAUGAAAAUGAAAAAGUGUUGCAAAAGCCGGUGUCGAAGUCCGGACCUCGAGAUUACAAAACGCAGCAACCUAGUACAAGUGUGUAUAAUAAAACAGGAAAUAAAUUACAAAAGGAGGCGCAAAAUGGAAGUAAUAAAAUAAAUUCGCGUGCUCCUAGACCCUUACCUAAACCAGAACGAAGUGGACUACGACCAAGCAAAAACAAUAAAAAGAAGCCAGCACCUAGAACAGAUCCGUCUGAAGCAACCAGACAAGCAGCGCAGGCUGCCUUGGCUCGUGUCAGCCAGGUCAAAGAUUCUGCAUUUAACACGUCUCUUGCGGCGAUUCAGGCCCAAGUCCGUAGAGAACUUGAGAACGAAAAGGGAUCUGUCAUUCAGGAGAACUUCAUCCCUCAGAGAAAACCUGAAGAAACUGAAUUAGAGGCUUCACCGCAUCUGGCUGUCAAGGGUGUGUACUUUCGGUGUCCAUUUGUAAGUGAAGAGGUUCUAAGCAGAGAUGAAUGGAAAGUAAAAAUACAAGAAUUUUUAUACCAGCAAUUAGAAGACGAGAAAGGAUUAACUUCAUGCUUGAUCAUCCAUUCAUGUAACUACAAUAGAAUGAAGGUGGAAGAGUGUGUAGCAACAUUAUGUCGUUACUUGGAUAACAUCAUUGCAAAACCAGAGGAAGACAAGUAUCACAAAAUACGUUGUCAAAAUGCGACUUAUCUAGACAAAGUUCAGCCUAUACUUGGGACAGAUGAAUUUCUAGAAUCUACAGGGUUUAGAAAAACUCUACUGGACCAUAAUGGAAGCAAAGAAUUUUUCUGGCUUUGGUCCCUUGAUAAUGUGGAGAGUAUAGAAGUGUUAAAGUCUCUUCGAGAGACGCUUACAUCAGGCGACAGAGUUGAAUUAGAGAUAGAUAGGAACAUCCAGGUGCUAUCUCCUGUUCAGGCUACAUCCAGAAUUGAACUGCCACAAGACUUUUUUGCCAUAUCUCCUGAAGAAUUGAAAAAGGAACAACAAUUGAGGAAGGAGAAUGCAGAGAAACAAUUGCAGUUAAGGACCAAAGCGAUGCGCGAAAAGGAUGAAUUGAGGGAAAUUAGAAAAUACAAAUUUGCCCUUAUAAGGAUUCGUUUUCCCGACGGACUAUACUUACAGGGGACAUUUUCUGUAUAUGAAAAGUUCAGUGAAGUGCUUGAAUUUGUUAGGGAAAACUUGGACAUGGAUGCCCCAUUUGAAUUGAGCACCGCAACAGGCCAGAAAUUUGGAAACGAAGAAGCAGAAAGUAGUCUAGUCGAUCUGCGGUUGGUUCCCGCAACAAUAUUGAUAUUCAAAUGGGACAAGUCAAUAGAGGAAGAUAUUGCUUUAUCUGGAAAUAAUACAUUCUUGAAACCUGAAAUAAUGAUAUUGAUGCAAUCCACCUAGUUACACCAUAUUCUAGAAUGUAAUUUAUUUUCUUAAGAGUGAAUUUUGCUUAUAUUUUAUAUUCUACACCAAAAGCAAGGUUGAUUAAUUUUAAAAUUAUGGCUGUCAACAAAAGCUAGUUAUCAUUAUAUAAAUAUUUUUCUAAUUUUAGAAAACGAACUAUCACUAUAUAUUAUUUAUUGUAAAAUUUAUCACCCAUUAAUGUUAAUCUAUGUUAAUAUAAUAAAAUGCAUAUUAUAAAAA
Molecule: messenger RNA, 3059 nt
Organism: Aethina tumida (small hive beetle)
Lineage: Eukaryota; Metazoa; Arthropoda; Insecta; Coleoptera; Nitidulidae
Product: UBX domain-containing protein 6-like
Exons: 16
Coding region: 171-2816 (881 amino acids)
Cellular component (GO): cytoplasm
Molecular function (GO): protein binding
Source: RefSeq, a predicted model, not a curated record